AUGAUUAUUCUUGAUGAAGCUAAUGCCAUUAUACGUCAAAUAUCUAGUAAUACAAAUGCACGGAAAUCUGAGAAUGCAAUAUGUAAUAUAUUAAGAUCUGUGAGACAUGUUUUGGUCAUAAAUCCUUUUGCAAAUACAUCAACACUAACUUUUCUUCAGACUUAUCGUGGUGAAAAUAUUCACACAGUUGAUAAUAAGUAUCAACCUCGUAUAGGAUAUGAUCUUUUGAAACAGGGCAAAUGUGUAGCAUUCGUAAUUACCAGAGCAGUAAUGGAUAGAGCGCUAGUAAAAAAGGCAUCUAAGCUAACAAAAUCUGAUAACUCACAUAUCAGAGCUCCCUACACAAACACAAUGGAGGCGGAAAUAUCAUUUAAGGUUACAAGCUACUUUGAUAUAGUUAUAGCUAUUACAAACAUUACUACUCCAGUUUAUGUUAAGACUCUUACACAAAUGCUUUAUCAAAUUCAUGACUCAGAACUUGAAAGUACUCGACCUAAUAAUUUGCCUACAGCAAUAAAGGAUCACUGUGAAUGGGAUAGUAAUAUCAUUUCUUAUAAAAUUAAUAAAUCCCUGACUGUGAUAAUAUUUAUUGAAGUUGAGCAACAGAAAUGCCUUUUUGCAAGAUAUUUUAUUGAGAAGCUUUGUAGUCUUAUAGUCAGUACUGAAAUGGAUUUUAAUGCAAUUGCUACUUUUCAGAAUCUUAGUCCUAAAAAAGCUGAAAUUCUUAAGUUUGAUCAGGAGCAUUUUAUAGCAGAUACUAUGGCACUUAAACGUUUUUAUUUGCAAAAUUUUUAUGAUGGUAAAGACAUAAAUAUCGAUGAUUGGAAUAAUCUCUGCAAUAGAAAAAUUGUGAAAUAUUUUAGCCCGCUUGAACCUCAAAAAUAUUUCUUAUAUUUAUCUCAAUUUCAGAGGCAUGGCUAUGAUGAAGAGAGUGAAAUAGAAGGGUUAAAAGCAGAGAAUACUACAUAA
This is a messenger RNA of Funneliformis geosporum, 969 nucleotides long. The record is from the annotation of a GenBank genome assembly. NCBI's taxonomy places the organism in Eukaryota, Fungi, Glomeromycota, Glomeromycetes, Glomerales, Glomeraceae.